CCUGCUUGGUUGUUUGAGUACGAGAAUGAAUUAAGUAUCCGGGGUCCCAUUGAAUCGCGGGUCCCAUUGAAUCGCGCAACGUGAUUGGCCGCGCCGGGAGGUACAUAUUGAAGCGCCCGUCUCUCUUGUCAGCAGCAUGACAUAGCGCCCUAAAUCAGGCAGGCGCAAUUGGGAGAGCGAUCUUUUGCGAUCGACCCUCAAACAUCUACAGCCACCCUCACCAGGUCUCCAAGCCAGACACCCUUUCAAAACUUGUAACAUAUUGCACUCCGCCGAGCACACGAAUGUCUCUCGCGACGCCUACCGCCGACGACAUUGAGGACCUGCUGCUAUCGUGCCGCUACGGCGACCUCGAGGACGUCCAACAGUUCGUCGAUCGCUUCGGCCCCGACCCGCUCAACGACGCACGAGAUGAGCGCGGAAAUACCGUCUUGCACAUGGCGGCGGGAAACGGCCACACAGAAACGCUAGAGUACCUCCUGCGCCACGUCUCGCCUGCACUAUUGUCUGCACAGAAUGACGCGCGGUCGACAGCGUUGCACUGGGCGGCCCUCAACUCCCAUCUUGCAGUUGCUCAGGCACUCGUCAAGUUUCCGAACGGACCGGGCCUGGACCUCAUCGAUGUCAAGAACGAGGCAGGCCGCACGCCCCUCGGGGAGGCGGAGAACGUCGGAUGGGAGGAGGGCGCGAAGUGGUUCGUGGAGGUGAUGAACCUCGACGAGAGCGCGAAGGGCGAGGAGCUGCAGGUGGCGGAGGACGCGGAGAAGAUCGAGGUGGAAAUCCAGGAUGCCGAGGGCCAGGUCGCGAAAAUGACCAUCGGACAACGGCCUGCAGACGCGGCCCCCUCGGACCCUCCGAGUGCGACAUAGCAUCGUGCCUACGACAGGCUUCUCCCAAA
Messenger RNA from Fomitopsis serialis, 898 nucleotides. RefSeq names its product cytoplasmic protein. Gene Ontology annotation, cellular component: nucleus; cytoplasm. Lineage: Eukaryota; Fungi; Basidiomycota; Agaricomycetes; Polyporales; Fomitopsidaceae. The transcript has 2 exons. The record is from RefSeq and is a predicted model, not a curated record. The coding region runs from base 285 to 869 and encodes 194 amino acids. Gene Ontology annotation, molecular function: protein binding.